AUGGUAGAAACUGUAGAGACUGAAGCACCCAAGGAAAGAUUCGCACCCAAAGAUCCACCAAAGGAUGACCCCAUCAGCAUAGAAGAGCUCGCCAAAUGCGAUGGUAAGCUUCGCAUUAAGUCAUAUCAGGCUUCGGCAAAGCAGGCUGAUCUCUUGAAUUUCAAAGGUAAAUCUGCAGACCAUCCAACAUACGUGGCAAUCAAAGGCACCGUCUUCGAUGUAUCAGGAAACAAGGCAUACGUGCCUGGCGCGGGCUAUAAUUUGUUCGCAGGCAAAGAUGCAUCACGAGCCCUUGCCAAAACCUCAUUAAAACAUGAAGAUUGCAGUCCGGUCUGGGAAGAUUUGCCGGAGAAAGAGCAGAAGGUAUUGGGCGAUUGGUAUACGUUCUUUGAGAAACGAUAUAACAUUGUGGGGAAAGUGCAAGAAAUGGCCUGA
Molecule: messenger RNA, 435 nt
Organism: Bacidia gigantensis
Lineage: Eukaryota; Fungi; Ascomycota; Lecanoromycetes; Lecanorales; Ramalinaceae
Exons: 2
Coding region: 1-435 (144 amino acids)
Cellular component (GO): membrane; endomembrane system
Source: RefSeq, a predicted model, not a curated record